Messenger RNA from Plasmopara halstedii, 1029 nucleotides. RefSeq lists its product as uncharacterized. Lineage: Eukaryota; Oomycota; Peronosporomycetes; Peronosporales; Peronosporaceae. The transcript has a single exon. Bases 1 to 1029 code for a protein of 342 amino acids. The record is from RefSeq and is a predicted model, not a curated record.
AUGGAUCCACAGCUUUCACCAAUUACAAUCAGCAGCUACAACAUUGGUGAUAUCUUCAACUCGCCAGCUACAAUGGAUUUACUGGAUGAUGAAGAUUUUGAAAGCACGAUGAUGAUGCUUGACAGCGCAGUUUUCCGAACCGAAGACCCCGACAACGUGGAGUUGCACUUUAAUGGACUUAGCGAUUCAUUUAAUCCUCGGAGUCCAGAGUCCCCACUUGCCACAAGUGGGCACCGCAUGAUAAGUGCAAGUGGGCAAGGAUUGUCUGUGGGUGUUACCUCAUAUUUGCAGCCUGACGUGAAAUUGCAAAGCAGCAGUGAAACUCCGGUUGGGGCUGAUGUGUACAUCAAACAGGAAGGCACUAUGCCCGGCUUUUCGCCAACUGUCGACUCCUUCAUUCGCGAGUCGUGGAGUGACAUUGCCGGUUUAAAUUUGAGAGCGUUUCAAACUUCUCUUCAGCCACCAAACCACUCAGGCUCCCUUACGAUUUCGGUCACUCCUGGCCGUACGAAUCCACUACCGUUAAAUAUGUUGCAUUUAGGCACAGUGCCAUUGCCCCCACCGACUCUUUGCAUCAACUCAAACACUUUAUCCAAUUCAUUGAUAACAUCUGUGCAUUCUACGAAAUCAAAGAGCACGCGACGAGCAAAGCAGUGCAUAACAGAAGGAUGCGCACGCAGGGCGCAAUCUAACAAUCGAUGCAAGACCCACGGUGGCGGAGCACGAUGUCAAGUGGAAAAUUGUGGCAAAAGCUCACAAGGUGGAGGUCUUUGUCGGGCUCAUGGAGGUGGUAAGAAGUGCCGCGUGCCUGGGUGCUCCAAAGGUACCCAACGACUUGGUCUAUGUUACCUGCAUGGUGGUAUCCGUCGCUGCAUUAUGGAUGGCUGCAAGAAGAAAGAUCGUGGAAAUGGAUACUGCAUCUCGCAUGGAGGUGGCCGGCGGUGCGAAGCUGGGAAUUGUAAUCGGUCCGUUCGCAAGGGAAAUCAUUGCCAAAUACACCAAGGUGUACUUGUAUCGAAGCACUUAUGA